Molecule: messenger RNA, 3837 nt
Organism: Cottoperca gobio
Lineage: Eukaryota; Metazoa; Chordata; Actinopteri; Perciformes; Bovichtidae
Gene: gtpbp2a
Product: GTP binding protein 2a
Exons: 12
Coding region: 198-2021 (607 amino acids)
Biological process (GO): translational elongation
Molecular function (GO): GTPase activity; GTP binding; translation elongation factor activity
Source: RefSeq, a predicted model, not a curated record
UAUUGUUCGGUUUGAAGAGUUUGGGGGCGGUCGGUGCUUUGUUUUUAUUUUGGGGUCUGUAAGCUACCACUAGCCGGAUAACUCCACUCAAAUACCACCCCUUGCAUGACUGGGCUGAGGUUUAUUUUAAUGAUAUAGCAGCAUUUGUAUCCAGGUAGUGGUAAGCUAACAAGUUAGAUCCCAAAAAAAAGUAGCUGAUGGAAGCGCGGGUAUCGGAAUUAUUUGGCUCAGGGAAUGGCUCUGGACCUCAAGGUGUUGCGUCCAAAGUCAAGCCGGGAAAUAGCUAUGGGGUAGCCCCAAAAAAAGCUUGUGUAAAGAACAACAAGAAAUCCAAAGCUCGAUUCCCUCGAAACUACAAACCAAGCAAUAACACCCCAUAUCUACCUCCAGAGGCUGAAGAGGGAAAUAUAGAGUACAAGCUAAAGCUAAUAAACCCCACGCAAUACCGCUUUGAGCACCUGGCUACACAAAUGAAAUGGCGACUGCAGGAGGGUCGAGGCGAAGCUGUCUAUCAAAUAGGUGUUGAGGAUAAUGGCAUGCUGGUGGGACUAUCGGAGGAAGAUCUGAGGACAUCACUGACAACGCUCCAUAUGCUGGCAGAGAAGGUUGGAGCCGACAUCACUGUUCUAAGAGAAAGAGAGGUCGACUAUGACUCGGACGUGCCUCAUAAGAUUGCUGAAGUUCUCAUUCGCAAGGUGCCAGAUGACCAGCAGUUCUUGGACCUGCGAGUAGCUGUACUGGGUAAUGUGGACUCGGGCAAGUCCACUCUGUUAGGUGUUCUGACACAGGGUGAGCUGGACAAUGGACGGGGAAGAGCGAGGCUCAACCUCUUCAGACAUCUACAUGAGAUCCAGACCGGACGCACUUCAAGCAUCAGCUUUGAGAUCCUUGGCUUUAAUAGUAAAGGAGAGGUUGUGAAUUACAGCGAGUCUCGGACAGCAGAGGAAAUUUGUGAGAGUGCCUCUAAAAUGAUCACAUUCAUAGAUCUAGCGGGUCACCAUAAAUACCUGAAGACCACCAUCUUUGGCCUCACCAGCUACUGUCCGGAUUUCGCUAUGUUGGUCGUCAGCGCAAAUACGGGCAUUGCUGGUACAACACGGGAGCAUCUUGGGAUCGCAAUGGCCCUGAAGGUGCCCAUCUUCAUCGUCAUCAGUAAAGUGGACCUCUGUACGCGAGCCACAGUGGAGCGCACUGUGCGGCAGUUGGAGCGUGUCCUGAAGCAGCCGGGCUGUAACAAGGUGCCCAUGGUUGUAAGCAGUACGGACGAUGCCGUCACGGCAGCACAGCAGUUCGCCCACUCUCCCAACAUCACACCCAUCUUCACCUUGUCCAGUGUGUCUGGUGAGAGUCUAGACUUGAUCAAGGUCUUCAUCAACAUCAUCCCUCCUCUCAGCAACAGCAAGAAGCAGGAGGAGCUAAUGCAACAGCUAACUGAGUUUCAGGUGGAUGAGAUCUACACAGUGCCAGAGGUGGGGACUGUGGUGGGAGGUACUCUGUCCAGUGGUAUUUGCCGGGAGGGAGAUGAUCUUGUAGUAGGGCCCACAGACUUGGGCCAGUUCCACAAGUUGACCAUCGAGAGCAUCCAAAGGAACCGCUCAGCGUGCAGGGUACUCAGGGCCGGCCAGGCUGCCACACUCGCCCUGGGCGACUUCGACCGCUCACUACUACGCAAGGGCAUGGUGAUGGUGAGUCCGGAGAUGGAUCCCACCAUCUGCUGGAUGUUCGAGGCUGAGAUUGUGCUGCUCUUCCAUGCCAAGACCUUCCACAAGGGCUUCCAGGUUACUGUGCACAUUGGCAAUGUGAGACAGACCGCUACUGUGGAAGCUGUAUACGGCAAGGAGGAGCUGAGGACAGGGGAGAAAGCAGUGGUUCGCUUCAAGUUCAUCAAGCACCCAGAAUACCUGAAGGUGGGAGCUAAAGUGCUCUUCAGAGAGAGCGUGACAAAAGGUAUCGGCCACGUCACCAAGUUGCAGCCCAUUGCCCAGUACCGACCUUCCCCAAGCGAGGAUGACGAAGCCUGAAGUUUAUCUGAGGAAAAACAACAGAAAACGCCGUCCCACACAAAAAAAUGAUGCUUUAUAAACAACUUCCUGCUCUCUCCGAAGGCCACUCUGUCCUGUUCUCUGCACAGGAGAUUGUUGUUUUAUCACUGCUUUCAAAAUGCCUUGGUGUCACCUUCCUACUCUUGUCUCCUACAGCCUUUUUAAAUAACUACUUAUUUUUUUAGUCCACUUUCUGGUGUUGAGGUUUAAAGAGUUGCUUUGCACAGCACUGAUAAGAAGACACCCCUCAGCCAUUGAGCGUCAAGAAAACACAUAGUUGCAUAUGGCAGCUAGGAAAUUGCGUACACACAUCUACGUUGAAGUGCUCCUUACGUAGGUUACACCUAAGUGCACUCCUAGCGCACACUUUGAGAAACACGCACUUGCACUGAAACAUAAAUGCCAGUCUCGAUAUACCUUUUGGCAGAUAAUUGUUUACAAACAGUUGCAAGUAUGAGAUGCUUGGACAUUAAUUUAUCACCAAUGCCAUUGUUGUCAUCACCCCACAACAGCUUGUCUGUAUGACCAUUAUAGUGCCUGACUGAAAAAUAUAAGCCUCACUGUAUAUGAAUACUCUUUCUGAAUAUUUUUAUGAAUCAUGUGAAGAAAUAGUAACGGCAUUACUUUUGUGGUUCUCAGACAGCUGGUCAGUUGUUUAUAAGCUAAACCACCUCGCUUCAAGCUAUACUAUUGCUGACAAAAGGACACUUUGUGAAGGUAAAGGAACAGCAUUGCGAGGUAUUCAAAGUUAGAACUUUUACCCAGUUUGUUUGUCAGCCUGCCGUGAUGACUCACAUUGUCACUCACUUUGCAAGUGGUGUUGUUAUGUCACAUAUGUCCAGAGAAUUAUGUUUUUUUUUAAUCACAAAUAACGCCUCACGACGGUAGUGCUCUUGCUGCCUGUUUUUCAAGUGCUUUAGUUACUCAGGUCAGUUUAGAUAUUAGACAGCAUUCCACUCUCACAGAUCCACUCCACUGGAGGUUUCUGUUGCUGACUUGGUGGGGAGGAAAAGAAAGACGCGUGUUUCUCCCAAAGAGAUGUUUGAUUAGGGAUUGUAUAGUGUUUGAAACUGCCUACUGAUGCAGCUUUGUUUUAAAGCAAUUAUGUUUGAGGUUCUUGAUGUCGUCUCUUCCCUUCCGUAACUGAUGUCACCAACUUUGGGUUUUAACACAGUGCCUAAUGGAACUAAUGUUGGAGUAGCCCACCAUUACACCCAAACGUUGUACAAUUAGUAAAACUAUCUAAUUGAGUUGGUGCUAUUCCUGGAAACAGCUUUUGAUAUUUAGAAGCAGCUUUGAAAAUUAAUGUUAAUUGCUACUCUGUGUAAGGCUGCUGUUGGCCUUCUGUCUGAUUAUAGCAUGUUGAUGUGACUCUGGCAUAGAUUUGUUGUCCCACUGACAUCAAAGAUAAAGGGGUCAGCUGAAAUGUGUGCCCUGCUUUGUUGUUUUUAUGCACACUUUGUGUGGACUCAGAGGAAAGCUUAGAACGCAUUUCAACCAAAAUAUUUAAUAGUCUUUAUGAAGGGUAUCAGGUGUUAUUUUUGUUUAAAUGCAUCUGACUAUUUUAUAGAUUUGUAGUUGUUCCAGAUUUUACAAUUUAUUCAAUCACGUUCUUCAUGGUUUUCAGUCUUAAUGACACCAACACAUCUUCACUUUUUAAAAAUCACAUUUAAGACCUUUCCUUUAAAUUGAAAGUGUAAUUUUUCUGAUCAUUAUUUGGGUGAAAUGCAAUAUUUAUGUACAGAUCCAGUUUGUGUUUCAUGAUGUACAUCAAUAAAUGUUAUUGUCUCUUUAA